GUCGAUGGCCCUGACAGUUAUUUUGACCAGAGCUGGGCUGGGCCUGGAUCCUGUUGCUCUGAAGCGUUUGUCUCUGGUGGUUCUACGUCUCGCUUUCUGCCCAAGCAUCGCCGAGGCUUUGGUCGAUGGCGUGGCUGCUCACCUUAUCUUGGGCUUCCCAUGGACGUGGUCAUUUUUGCUGGCAACGGUCAUCCAAAACAAACACACGUGUUUACUGUUCUCGAGUGACUUAGUGUGGACUCUCUUCAAGGGACCUUUAGAAGCUGUUGUGGGCAUCAUAGUGGGCAGUCUUGGUGGGCUCGUUCUGUGGUAUCUGCCCCAGAAAUCCAGUAAAAAUCUGGUGUUGUUCCGGUCAGUUAUGUUGAUCGGUGGCGGUAUGUUGACCAUCUUUGGCAGCAAGGCAGUCAAGUGGUCCGGCAGCGGGCCUCUGGGAUGUCUGUCCUUGGCUUUUGUAGCUGCUUACGGUUGGAGGGAGGACUACAGGGACACGGGCAGGAAGAACCCAGUAGAAGACGUGACUGGCGUCCUGUGGAUGGUGUUCCAGCCUCUUCUCUUUGGCCUGAUUGGCGCCGCGGUGGACAUCUCUUCUCUGGAUCCCAACACUGUGGGUCUGGGGAUUGCGGUACUGUUUAUGGGACUCACUGUGCGGCUGAUCGUGGCCUUUUUGACAGUUCUGCGCACGGAUCUGAACUUGAAGGAAAGGUUUUUCAUCCCCUGCUCCUGGUUCCCGAAAGCGACAGUACAGGCCGCCAUUGGGGCUAUUGCGUAUGAUACGGCCAUUGAUAAAGGAGCAACAGAACUUGUGCCACUCGGCAAAAAACAACAGCUCGAGGAUGCAAUAUGA
Molecule: messenger RNA, 844 nt
Organism: Aplysia californica (California sea hare)
Lineage: Eukaryota; Metazoa; Mollusca; Gastropoda; Aplysiida; Aplysiidae
Product: sodium/hydrogen exchanger 9B2-like
Exons: 8
Biological process (GO): proton transmembrane transport
Cellular component (GO): membrane
Molecular function (GO): antiporter activity
Source: RefSeq, a predicted model, not a curated record